CCUAAUUUUGACUGCACUAGUCAAGCAAAACAGAGUGAUUGCCCUUCGUUAGCGGGAUCUUCUGCUUUGUCUUCUUGGGGGGAUUCGAUUUUUUCCGCCAUUUUUCUUCUGCUGAAGAAAGGAAGGCGGGAAGGAAGUGUGAAGAGGGCGAGCGAAGAAGACGAUUGGGUAGGAAGAAAUUGAUUACUCUGUAUACUGGGUUUUGCUCUGCGAACUUAAGCAGCGAAUUCCUUCCUGGGUUUUGAGUUUCUUGGGGGACUUCCGAAGAAGGACAGAGAUAAAGAAACGAUUUCUGUUUGUGGGUUUUACUUUUUGAAGGGGGAUCAAAGAUAUGAUGGCUGAAAUGGAGAAUCGUUCCACGACUGGGUUCUACGACGUUUUGGCUUCAAGAAAAGCCGAGGAAGCUGUUUGGAGGCGUUACCAAGCCACUGAAUGGCUGGAUAGCGUCGUGGGUCCACUGGGUAUAUCGAACAAACCCUCGGAGAAAGAACUCAUUUCUCGCUUGAGAAAUGGAUUGAUUCUUUGCAAUGCCAUUAACAAAGUUCAUCCUGGAGCAAUAACUAAGGUUGUGGAGAAUAAUGUGCCUAUCCAAUCUAUAACUCGAGAAUCGCAGCCAUUGCCAGCAUAUCAGUACUUCGAGAACGUAAGGAACUUCCUGGUAGCUAUGGAAGAAUUGAAACUCCCAGCCUUUGAAGCUUCCGAUCUAGAAAGGGAUGCAUUGGAAGCAGGAUCAGUUGCUAAGGUGGUUGAUUGUGUAUUAGCCCUAAAGUCUUACCAUGAGCACAAGAAUAUGAAUGGUGGAAAUGGGAGUUUCAAGCCUACAAGAUCACCUAUGGUGGGUCACAACGCGACCAGGAGCAAUCUCCGCGGGCUCCCAUCAGAUUCUUGUCGGCGGUUGGAGAUGGAUUUAGCAGCCGAAGCACAUCCAUCUGGGAAUACUGAAGCUCAGAAACUAGAAGGUGAACUGGUGAAGAUACUUGCCGAGUAUAUGGCUGAUACAAAGGAGAACAUGGGUGGCAAUUUUCUCGCCUCCUUCAAAGCUGGGGAUGUGGAUCCGAUGAAGUUAUUCGGUAGGAUCGUGGCAAGUUGCUUGAAGGAAAACGAACAGAAAAAGUUCCCUGAGGGUCAAACAGUGCUCAGAGACUGCUUGAAAGACAGUAGUAAUUUACCUGUCCAUUUGGAAACAACUCCCUUGGAGGACGUAUCUGAAAACAAAAAUAGUAAGUGUUGUCAAACAUGCUUAAGUAAAGGAGACUGCAAUCACAGGCGUUUACUGCACAUCCAGGAAAGAGAACUCCAGGAUUUGAAGACAUUAUGGGCAACGACAAGAAAAGAGUUUGAAGCCUUGCAAUCCCAAUUGCAGAAUGACCUCACGCAAUGUGGCAUUCAGGUUCAGGAGAUGGCGAGUGCUGCUCAGGGAUAUCAGAGAGUGUUGAAAGAAAACAGAAUAUUAUACAACAUGGUCCAGGAUUUGAAAGGAAAUAUCCGAGUUUACUGUAGAGUAAGGCCUUCGUUCACUUCUGGAUCAAGCAAUGCAGUAGAAUUUGUUGGAGAAGAUGGUUCGUUGGUGAUUGUUGAUCCAUCAAAACCCACAAAGGAUGGAAGGAGGCAUUUUCAGUUCAAUCAGGUGUUUGGUUCUACUGCCACUCAAGAAGAGGUCUUUGAUCAUGUCCAACCACUAAUCAGAUCAGUGAUGGAUGGCUACAAUGUAUGCAUUUUCGCUUAUGGCCAAACUGGCUCUGGGAAAACCUAUACAAUGAGUGGACCAUCAGGUGGAUCAGCGAAGGAUCUUGGAAUAAAUUACCUGGCCCUUAAUGAUCUUUUCCAGAUGUCUGAUAGAAGGAAGGACGUCAUAAAUUAUGUUAUAAGAGUUCAAAUGGUGGAGAUAUACAACGAACAAAUACGCGACCUUCUGGCUGAAGAUUCAUCAACCACCAAGUUAGAGAUUCGGAGUUGUGCUGGGGAUGAUGGUCUAACUCUUCCAGAUGCUAUAAUGCUCCCCGUUACAUCCCCUUCUGAUGUUCUCAGACUGAUGAAACUUGGGGAUUUGAAUCGUGUUGUCAGUUCUACUGCAAUGAAUAACAGAAGCAGUCGUUCUCACAGUGUGCUGACAGUUCAUGUACAUGGUGAAGACGAGUCGGGAGGCAAGCUCAGGGGAUGCUUGCAUUUGGUGGACUUAGCAGGAAGUGAAAGAGUGGACAAGUCAGAAGUCACUGGGGAUAGGCUGAAGGAGGCACAGUACAUCAAUAAGUCACUUUCAUGUCUGGGAGACGUGGUCACAGCACUGGCACAGAAGAAUACUCAUAUUCCUUACAGAAACAGUAAACUCACACUUCUGCUGCAAGAUUCUUUAGGUGGGCAUGCUAAAACACUAAUGUUUGCUCAUGUGAGCCCAGAAGAAGACUCUGUACUAGAGACUGUCAGCACUUUGAAGUUUGCUCAACGAGUGUCAACGGUCGAACUUGGUGCUGCUAAGGCAAAUAAGGAGAGCAGUGAGAUUAUGCAGCUCAAGGAACAGGUUGAGAACCUCAAAAGGGCACUGGCUAAUAAACAGUCACAAGAUCAGCAGUUGAACAGAAUAAAGGAUCCGCGAUCUCCAUUAGGGAAGCCGAUGACUGAUAGAACGCCACCACGCACAAGGAGGCUCAGUAUUGAGAAUGGCAGCAACACGAAGCUGAUGAAGACUGGAAAACAUGAAGUCUCAAAAACACCUGCACUGCCUACUCGUUCGAGAAGGCUAAGCCUGGAAGCUCCAACGUAUUACAAAAGGGAUAAUGAUGACACGAUAAGGAAGCCUUUGAAGUUUGAGCCGGCAAUGGUGACACCACAGAAGUACAACAAUCAGCAACAGGAUGUGGAAGCUAUGAUGUCAUCAACGCCUUUUGGGUAUUCUGCUACUACUACAACUUCCACCAGCAGUUCCACAGUGAAGAUUUAUCAACAUCGCAACCCUUCUAGGAGUCCUACUAGCUCUUCGUUUCAAAGGCAGACGGUGAAGAUAGAUAGCAGGACACAAGUUCCUCAUAUUCAGCUGCCAUUGGCAACAGCAGAACACCAAGUGCUUGCUAGAAAUGAGGUCCAGAUUGUGAUGCAAAGUGAAGUUCCCAUUUCUACUAAGACUACAACUACUACUACGGCCAGUAGUGUUAAUGGGAAAGGAUCCCAGAUCAGGAAGUCGCUUCGGAGCAUUGGGAAGCUGAUUAAUGGAUCUGAAAAGAGGAAUCAACAGAAGGAACCAUCUCCAAUCCCUGAAGAAAUGAAGUCACCAAUUGGAAUUAGCAGUAGUUCAAGGGCUGCCAGGAGGCAAUCACUAACUGGAGUUUACAAGUCCUCUCGCAGGACUUCCCUCGGUGGGAAAUCAGUUGACUCGGACGAUUCCAGGAGGAAUGCAAGGACGCCACCACCUCCAGGCUACGGAUCAGCACAGAACAAAAGAUGGGUUUAGAAGAAAGAAUUAACAAAAGGAAGGAUUAAACAUUUCUUUAACUUCAUUGGAGCUUUGACUCGAAGCCAAGUCAUGGAUAUUGACCCGACUGAGGAUGAACACAUGCUGAGAUGCAGAGAAGGUGACCAGCGAUGACAUCAUCCUGCCAUUACUGUGUAUAUAAUAUAGCAAACAGGCUGUGGUUUUGCAGGGAUAAUCAGCAGCUCUGUUUUGCUCACAUUGUAGCAAUCAAUGUUUUGGGAGAAGAAUCCUAGGUCUCUAUGCAAGAGCUCUCUGCAAAUUGGCAAGGGGGUUAUCUAAUUGGUCGUUGCUAGAUCUGCCAUUAAUGGAUUGUUAACUAAGGUGGUGUCAGUGGGUAGUGGAUAACAAGUCAAGAUGUAGAAUUGAAUAAUGAGGUUGAAGAGAUGGAGAUGGGACCAAGUUCAUGUGGUUUUUGGGUUUUUGUGUUUUAGGGAGUAGAGAAAUGAUGACAUGUUGUGUCUGACAUCUUUCUCAUUGGUUUUAGGAGAUUGAGAUUCAUGCAUCACUUGGAAAUGUUUGUGAUUUUUCCAACACCUCUCAUGUCUCUCUUUGGUCUGGCAAUUUCUUUUCAGCCAAAUUUAUAGUUCAAUCAUCAUCUAUAAUACAGAGCUGGCCCUUCUAAGUUCUAAAUUCCAAUGACCCAAUUUGUUAUAAUACAGAAUAGGAUCUCAUUUUAACUCGAUUUGUCUUUCGCCUCUGUCAACAACCCUUCAUGAUUCCUACGAGGAAUCAAAAUUUGAAGUCAAAAGCGAGGAUUUAAUCAAAGUUUUCCCUCGCUUUUAUUAUUGUCUUCCCCGAAGCCGACAAACUAUAAACCAUGGAUCCGAUCAGCUUAUUAAGCCGUUAUCACCUCUUUUAACUUGGUCUAACAGCUAUUUCUUUGUAACAAUUGUAUGUAGGUUGUUACUUCACAUACUACAGUCACAUAUAGCCUGGAGGGAGGGUAAACAAACUGAGGCUCAAUUCAAUAACUCGAUAUUACAGUGAUGUUGUGACAUCCCAGUACGGGAGAAACUACUUAAGAUUCGACGAAUGGUCAUCUUACACUUUGUGAACCCAUAACUAAACUUUGUCCACAUUCCUUCACGCAAUUUCAACAUGAAAUGUAAAGAUGACACUCAUCAUACAAGUAGUUUACUCAAUCCAACAAAGAGGUUUACUCAUUAGCUUUCUUGAAUUUUAGGUACUACACAAUCAUACAAAAACCAAUAAUACAGAAACCCUAUCAUCUCUCUAGUGGGAAAAGAGCCGUUGGCAUGUGCUGAAUUCUAGCCUGUCAUAUUAAGCAAGCAAAAGCUUACUCACAUGGGAAUGUGGCUGUCCAAUUUAUGAAAAAAUGGAUAAACAAAGAAUUUCUCUCUAUUUUAAUUGGUGGUGGAUUCUUGAGCUAAUAUUCCUCACUUCUCAUUGGUUAACAUCUACAAACAUGUGGGGGCCUCUUUUGUUUAGAAUAUUUGCUCUUAAAGAAAAGAAGAAAAUUAAAGAAGCAGCCUUUUCUCUUCUUGACAUCAGAAUUCUGCAGAAUGCCCAUACUGUGAGAGAGAGAGAGAGCAGCCUAUAGAUCACGGAUGGGAACUCUGACAUUUCAUCAGAAAAAGUGACCCAAACAAUGAUAAAUGAAAAAACUAAUGAGGAAUGUGGUAAUUAGUACCACUAAUUAUGUUCAUAUGUGCAAGUCCUUUCCUUAAUUAGGUGGGUAUCAUCACAAAAACUUACAUUUUACUCCCUUCAAAUCGGUCUUUCCUACGGUAAAGCUGAGAUUAUGCACUCCUUUUCUCCACUUGAAGCUGAAGCUAAGGCUCUGUUAGAGGGUUCUCGCCUCGCUGCUAGUCUGCUUUCCAGGGUCGACUAGCGCACGAGCCGUCUUCCUCCAGAUCGUGAUUGGUUUGAGUGCAUGGUCAAUGCGACAAAAGAACCUCCAGAUGCUACGAGUACGAUAUCGAUAGCUAUCUCGAGUGACGAAACACGGCCCAACUGGAGUCUCUAGUGAACUAGAGACACUUCCAACACAAGAGUUUAACAAUCAUUUGAGAGAGCUUGGAAAACAUUGCAUGCUAAAAAAUGGAGCCCUUUGAAACCGCAGGAAAAAGUCAUUGGUGGCCAAUUUUGGGUUCUUGUGGCGUACUGUACUAUCUUUCAAGCAGCCAUUAUUGUUUCAUUGUCUUCUUUGCUCAUAUCUCUCUCUCUCUCUCUCUCUCUCUCUCUCUCUCUCUCUCUCUCUCUCUCUUUCUUUCUUCCUCAUCCUGUUCUUGCUCUGUUCUGUUGUGUUCGGCAGUAUUCGAGGAGGGAACUAUUCUAUAUUGCCCACAUUGCUGCCGCCAUUAAUGCGGCAAGCAACAUCACAGUUCUUUGGCGCGAAGCCAAAUCCCCUGUUUUUGGCGCUAACCAAGUAUUUGAGUGGCGCGAAGCCAAAGCUUCCCCUGCCCCUUAAAAAAUGCAGAACCCGCCAUAAAUCGAAUCCUUGAAAAUGGGAGGUCUUUAAGGCUGUUACAGUAGCAUCUCAUUCAUCAAAUCAUGUGCCAAGAAUCCGAUGCCGCCUAAUGUGAUGGGAUUUUCCAUGAAUGUUUAUUCAUAGUUGAGGGUUUAGUGAUUCUUUAGGAUAAUGAGUUUAAUCUUUCACAUGUGGGGAAAACAGAAAGAGAUUGAUGAAUUUACAAGGAGAGGUGUUUUUUUGGGGGAUUAAUUCCCUAAAUACACAUAAAAUUAAAGCAAAUUCCUAAACUACCACACUUUUAAAAAAAAUUUCCAAAAUACCUAAGUUUGGAGUGGUUCGAGUUUGAGAAACUCGAACUACUAACCGGUUCGAGUGUAGGAGACUCGAUCUACUUGUAGAUCGAUGAUAUAAGCCUCGAACCAUGUGGGGUUGACGUGGUUCGAGUUCAGUGAACUCGAACCACUCCUUUGAAAUUUCCAAACCCCUUAACUUUGUGCUCGGUUAUCCGAUUGUAGCAAAGUUUUUUUUCAUUUCGCACAACUUUUUGAGGACUACAACUUUUAUAAUAGAAUUAUUUUCAGAAUAUAUGUGAAAAUGUAAAAAUUAAUGUUAAAGUUACUCCCAAAACCCCCUUAUAUUAAAAACUAUUCCUAUUUUGAAAAUUUUAUUCCUAGUAAAAUGUUGUAGUACUCAAAAAGUUAUGCAAAAUUAAAAAAAACUUUGCGACGUUCGGAUUGCCGGAGCACAAAGUUAUGAUCCUCCAAAGUUUGGUACAAAUUCGAAAAAUCUGCUCGUUUUAUGGGUUAGCAAAUGACGUUUUCUCGGAGCGAAGGCACAAGAAAUUUUUUUAUAUAUAGGAAACUUCUGCAAAAAGAGCAAUAGUUUUCCAAACGAGAAUUUUUGGAUGACUAUCUUCCUUGUAAACGUCAUUUGCUACCCAUAAACGAGCAGAUUUUCGAAUUUGUCAAACUUUGGAGGAUCAUAACUUUGUGCUCCGCAAUCCGAACGUCGCAAAGUUUUUUUUUAUUUUGCAUAACUUUUUGAGUACUACAACAUUUACUAGGAAAAAAUUUUCAAAAUAGGAAUAGUUUUUAAUAUAAGGGGUUUUGGGAG
This is a messenger RNA of Linum trigynum, 7013 nucleotides long. The record is from the annotation of a GenBank genome assembly. Lineage: Eukaryota; Viridiplantae; Streptophyta; Magnoliopsida; Malpighiales; Linaceae.